CAUGGCUUCGUCCGGCUCCUCCAGCACCUCAAGCGGGCCCGUCGCCACAGGAUCUCGAAGGAGGCGGCUCGUUCUGAGGCUGAGCCAGAAGGACGCCCUGCAAGCGCUCUUUCAACGGAACCCCUACCCUGGGAUAGCGACCAGAGAACGGCUGGCCCGGGAGCUUGGCAUUGCCGAAAGCAGAGUUCAGGUCUGGUUCCAAAACCAACGCAGAAGACGGUCAAAGCAGAGCCGAUCGCCGCCGUCUGAAUAUGUGCACCGAGAAGGGGAAGCGGGGCCAACGUCCACGCCCACGCCACCGUCGCGCCCGCCUCGACCUCAGUCUUCCUCUCCAGGAGACUCGGCCCGAGAGGCCCGGAGAAAGAGGACCGUCAUCUCUCCUUCCCAAACAAGCAUCCUUGUGCAAGCCUUCACGAGGGAUCGCUUCCCGGGGAUUGCCGCCAGGGAAGAACUGGCUCGUCAGACGGGAAUCCCAGAACCUCGAAUCCAGGAGAGCAUGCCACCCUCGGCGGCGGCGGCGGCCGCAGCUGCUCCGUUCGGGCCCCCCGCCUUCUGGGUGCCCGGGACUGCCUCUGGGGUCUGUGUGGGCCAGCCGUUGAUGAUCUUCAUGGUCCAGCCCAGCCCGGUGGCUCUCCAGCCAAGUGGGAAGCCACCACCUCCUGCCCAGGUAGCAGUUCCCUGGGCCGCGCGCUCCCCUGCCGUCACGGCCCCCGGGCAGCCUGGGCAAGGGGCCAUCCUGCCGCCUGGACAGCCGGAGGCACACAUCCCGCGCUGGCCGGGGUCACCCUACGGGGAAGGCGCGGCCCCUCCGCUAGAGCCACAGCCCCAGCCCCGCAGCCUCCCAAGCUCGACGAGCCUCCUCGACGAGCUCUCGGCCGGCCGGGCGUCCCCGCCUCGCCGGGGCCUUCCCCGGGGCCGCUGCCGACCACGGGGUGGACCCGGCCCUGCCAGGCGCACCCAGCCUCCUCGACGAGCUCUUGGCGGCCGCGGCGCCCCCGCCUCGCCGGGGCCUUCCCCGGGGCCCUCUGCCGUCGCAGCGCAACAGGCAGCUCUCGCUGGCACACCCAGCCUCUUAGAGGAAAUCUUGGCUGCCACCGGCAUCCGCGCCACGCCGGGGCCUUCCCUGGGGCCCUGUGCCGGUGAACGGGCACGCCUCGCCCUCCCAGGCUCACCCAGCCUCCAAGACGCGCUCCUGGCUGCCCCGGCAUCCCGGGCUCGCCGGGUCCUUUCCCGGGGUCCUCUCCUGUCGUCGCGGGGGCCCACCCAGCCUUCCCCGGGUCACCCAGCCUCCUAG
Capra hircus (goat) is the source of this 1294-nucleotide messenger RNA. RefSeq names its product double homeobox protein 4C-like. Gene Ontology annotation, molecular function: DNA binding. Lineage: Eukaryota; Metazoa; Chordata; Mammalia; Artiodactyla; Bovidae. The record is from RefSeq and is a predicted model, not a curated record. The coding region runs from base 2 to 1294 and encodes 430 amino acids. The transcript has 5 exons.